Molecule: messenger RNA, 3973 nt
Organism: Ctenopharyngodon idella (grass carp)
Lineage: Eukaryota; Metazoa; Chordata; Actinopteri; Cypriniformes; Xenocyprididae
Product: outer dense fiber protein 2-like
Exons: 19
Coding region: 448-2943 (831 amino acids)
Biological process (GO): regulation of cilium assembly
Cellular component (GO): centrosome
Source: RefSeq, a predicted model, not a curated record
UACUUCCAGGCUACUUCUCGUUUUCUCAUGUUGCUGCUGUUGUGAGCUCUCCAGCUUCAGUUUAUUAACGGACACUGAAACAAAAUAAUAGAUAGCACUUCCAAGACAUGUUUGUAGUUUAUUGUCUGUUCGCCAAAGAUUAUCACGGGAAUGGUAUCCUUGUUAUGCUUGACAACAACUGUAGCUUGGGCCUUUGUUAGGCUUGGUUUCUAGGGACACCGUUGCUAUAGACAGCGUACUACAUAAAGUUGAGCAAGGUCAGGCGAUUUCCUCCAAUCACGAUCACGCACUGGCUACGAAACCUUUUGAAUCAGCCAAUCAAAUGAGAGACUGAUUACCCACCGGAAAAUGGUUUGAAGACUCUGGGAUGACAAGAAAACUGAAGUAGCUCGCAACUAUUUUUAUGUACAUUUACCCAUAUCGACGUUUGAAUGUUUGUAGUUUCGCAUGAAAAAAUCAAGAACAAGCUCAUCCUCCCCACCUCUGCACGUGCAUGUGAACGAGACCACGCCUGUGCACGUGCAUGUGAAGAAGAGCACAAAAUGCAGCCCUACCAAGACAGCCCAGGUUAAGACAAAAAGUGGCUUGCAUCCUACUGCUAAGGUAAAGACGAGGGUCCCAUGGAUCCCACCUGGCAAGGUCUCAACUCGAGAGGCCUCAUAUAAGUGGGAGGGACCAAGUCAUCGUCUAGAGAUAACGCCUCCACAGGAACCUGAACGCUCCCAGUCUCCUCUCCGAAUUGAAGAUCUUUCCACUGAUGAGGAAGAAGCACUGCAUGGACGCAUAAAUCAGUAUGAGAGGAAGAUCGACAGCCUGAUGACAGAGGUCAGCUCUCUGAAAAAUGAGGUAGAGCUUCGUAAGAAGGAGCAGCUGCUAGAGCGUCAGUCGGAGAGGUUGAGCGCAUCGCAGCGUGUCAUUGCUGAGCAGGAGGAGGAGCUUGCAGAGGUCGCCCGGGAGCUGGAGGCCACAGAACAGGAGAACUCCCGCCUACGGGAGUCCAUGGAGAAGAUGCUGGUGGAGAAUGAUUUUGGGAGACUAGAAAGGGACAGUAUGCAGCUAGACAAAGAUGUUCUACUCAGAAAGCUGCUGGAAGCAGAGAUGGACAGCAGUGCAGCCGCCAAGCAGGUGUCGGCUCUCCGUGAAACAGUCAGCCAUAUGUCCAGGAGUGAGAAAAAGAUGUCAGGAUCAGACUCAACACUCUUGACCCGACAGAAGGAGCUCUUGCUGCAGAAACUGGAGACUUUUGAGAGCACUAACAGAGCCCUCAGACAUCUUCUGAGAGAACAACAUAGUCGAGAGAUGGAGUCACUAAGACUCUUGGAGCAGAAAGACACGCUUUUGAAAAGACUUUCUGAUGUGGAAGAAGACAAUUCGCGUAUUCUUGUAAAGCUUCAAGACAAAGAGAGAGAGGUCAACCAGCUCACUUCCUUGUUAGAGAGUGAAAAGGAGAGUGCAAAGACCACCAGUGAACUCUCCAAAGUUUUGGAGUCCACCCGAGCACAUCUUCAGGGUCAACUACGCAAUAAAGAGGCAGAGAAUAGCCGCCUUAAUGUUCAGAUCAGGAAUCUAGAGCGAUCCAUCAGCCAGCAGCAGGGGGAGGUAGAUCACCUGCAGAAUCAGUUGCGAGACCUCAGGCAGCAAGCGGAGGCUGACAAGGACGCCCUAAAGAAAGCCACGAGGGCACAGAAACAGCGGGCCCAGCGCAGUGAAGACACUGUGGGACAGCUCAGCGCCCAGCUCAUGGAGAUAGUGAGUGGAGAAUCACAGUUGGCAGAUGCUGUGUCAGCUGCAGAGAACUGGAGCAGUCGCCACGCAAAAGAGAUGAAGGACAAAGGACAGUUAGAGAUGGAGAUCACAUUGUUGAACAGCCGUAUUACAGACCUGACAGAACAGUUGCAUGGGCAGGAAGAGAAAGCCCGAACUGAGAGAGAAGGACUCUUAGAUCGCCUUCAUGAGCUCAAUACCGAGAGCACUACUAUACGCCUGGAGAACCAGAGCCUUAAGGCCACUUUGUCUGCCUUGGAAGAGAAGUUGUCAUUGUCCCAGUCUGAGGUCCAGCAGGUCAAAGUUUCCGUGAAACAGUACGAGAGCUUGGUGGACAGCUAUAAAGCCCAGGUUCAGAAGACGCGUGCCGAAGCAGACGAGUACUCUGCACGCCUGCAGGUGGCUGAAAGUGAAGCUCAGACUGUAAGAGAUGAGCUAGACCAGGAGAUCCAGCAGGUCAGGAAGCAGCUCCACGGUCGUCUGGCGGAACUGGAGCCCCUUCCUGAAGCUCUAAGACAUGCCGAACUCCAGUUGCAGGAAGCUCACGAGAAAGAGCGUUUGCAAGAGAGAAGAAACACAGAGCUCAGCACCUCCCUCUCAGAGCUACGUAUUAAGGUGGAGCAACAGGGAAGUCUGGCAGAGAUGUUGAGACACAAGAACAUGUUGUUACUGGAAGAAAACAAGCAGCUUCAGCACAAAGCAGAGGGCCUUGAGCGGAAGCUAGAGGAGGUUAACUCACAAAAUCGAGACCUCAUCCAGGUGAUUUCAAAACGUGAAGAGACUAUUCAUAGCAACCAGGUGCGUCUGGAAGAAAAGUCUCGGGAGUGCAGUAUUCUGACUCGACAGCUGGAGGAGGCCCUGGACGAUGCUCGUCGGCAGGUCACCCACACCAGGGAGCGAGCAGCCUCUAAAGAGCGUGUUACACAGUCCAAAAUUGUCGACCUAGAGACUCACCUGAGCAGAAUAAAAACUGAACUGAAUCAGCUACAACGAGCCAAAGAGGAGGCUGAACGGAGGUACCAGAGCCGUUUACAAGACGUCAAGGACAGACUGGAGCAGUCCGACAGCACAAACCGCAGCCUCCAGAACUAUGUCCAGUUCCUAAAAUCUUCUUACGUCAAUGUGUUUGGAGAUCCAGCUCUCACUGGGUCCUCGUUCCGCACGCCUUCACCAAUCUGAAAACUCUUGCAGGUGUAUUUUAAGACUUCCUUUACAUGGACUGACAUGUAUUAGUCUACUUGUCACAACUGAUGACCUCUUGACUUUGCUGUGCAUUGUACUUUACUCUUAAAAGUCUUAUUUAUUGGACAUGGUCAUUCUGGUGAGUACUAAGAAUUAUCUUUAGUAUUACAUAUCCAUCCUAGAAUGAGAAGUGUGGUCUUAUGGACAAAUUCUUGUCUUUUCAUAUUUUGCCCUGUCUCAAGGUGGUCGUUAUGCAAUAAACAGACUUCAAGCUAUUAUCUUCAUACAAAACUCUUCUUCCUUAAUUUACAAGGCAAUAAUGAAGGUUUUUCUGCACUUACAGUAAUAUGGCUAUUAUGGAUUUAGUCUUGUUUGAUCUUAUACUUUUUAUCUGGUUAUAAUACAUACAAUUUGCAUCUGACCCUCUGUACUAUCUAAUUGCUUUUAGUUUAAAUAAUAUCAGUAUCUACAGUAUGAUGAUGGUUGUGAGAGGCACAGUAUAAUCUCUUAUAUCCACAAAAUCCCAUUUAAAACAUGAUCACCUACUCAAAUCUGAAUUUUCUUAGUACUUGAAUUGGUUUAAGAGACAAAAUGACAACAAACUCAGGAUUUCUCAUUUUAUUUUUUUAGCCAAAGUUGUUUUUGUUUAUAGCAGGGCCAUUAUGUGAAUCUUUCUAUAUUAAAACAAUAUAAAGCAUCUUUUGAGUCAAGAUUGAUGUUGAAUUUUUGUCUUCAGUAGGCUGAGAGCAUAGAAUUCCAGUAAUGUUUAUUGGUGCUAUACAUUUUUACAUUACUGUAAUUAUUCAUCUUUUUUGUUGUUUAAAGUCAUACUUGCACUUGCACUUGUCUUUUUGUUUUGUUUAUCUGAUGUACCAUCAUGUAAAAACAACAAAACCAUAAUGCUUCACUGUUGUUUGUGCUUAUAUGAAAUGCAAUGGUACAUGUAUUUUUUAAUUGGUAAGAAUAUUUUAUAUACAUAUCAAAUGUAUUAUUCUGUACUGACGUGUAUAAAGUCUUUCGAAAGAUG